CUCUCGUCUCACUCUUGAUUCUGAUGGCUGAGGUAAAUCUCUCCCAAGCUGAUCGGAACUUGUCUGUUUUCCAUUCAAAUACUAGCAUCUUCUACUGGCUGAGUCUACAGUCAGUCGACUCGGAAACAGUCCUUGAGAGAGAUCACUGCCCGUCAUGCUCCCUUCGACAGAUAUAGUCGAAUUUUACACUUCCCAGCGUUCGGUGACCUCGGCGGAGACCAAGGCCCAGGCUGCGGCAGCGUCCGCACCUCGCAAGCGAGAAGUAUUCCCUGCGUGGAGUGUGAUCGAGGAAGCGAAGAAGGAGGCUGUUAGGGAAUACAAUGUUGCCAGCCAGAAGGCUCAAGCCAAGACAGGCAAGAUCGAGCCAUGGACUACCAAGUACUACGCCGCGUGUACCUUUGGCGGCAUGCUUGCUUGUGGUCUGACUCAUACUGCAGUGACGCCGCUCGAUCUUAUCAAAUGCCGGCGCCAAGUUGAUCCAAAGCUCUAUCAAAGCAAUAUCCAGGCAUUCUCGAAGAUCCGGGGCGCGGAAGGUCUGCGCGGUGUCUUCACUGGCUGGAGUCCAACCUUCUUCGGAUACAGUGCUCAAGGGGCAUUCAAGUACGGUGGUUAUGAGUUCUUCAAGAAAUUCUACAGUGACCUCGUGGGUCCCGAGAAUGCGACCCGUUAUAAGACCGGUGUCUAUUUGACAGCCAGCGCGUCGGCCGAGUUCAUCGCCGAUGUGGCUCUGUGCCCCUUCGAGGCAGUCAAGGUCCGGAUGCAGACGACCAUCCCGCCAGACAUCAGAGGAACCUUCAGCGGUGUAUCCGACGUUCUGUCGAAAGAAGGCUGGUCCGGGCUGUACAAGGGUCUGUAUCCUCUCUGGGGCCGACAGAUCCCUUACACAAUGAUGAAGUUCGCCUCGUUCGAGACCAUCGUGGAGGCCAUUUAUAACUACCUGCCCGGCCACAAAUCCGAUUACAACAAGGGCGCGCAGACCGCGGUAGCCUUCAGCGGGGGUUACCUGGCCGGCAUCCUUUGCGCCGUGGUGUCUCACCCCGCGGAUGUCAUGGUGAGCAAGCUAAACGCGAACCGGAUGCCAGGCGAAGCCUUUGGUGCUGCCAUGAACCGAAUCUACGCAGACAUUGGCUUCCGCGGCCUGUGGAACGGUCUCCCAGUACGAAUUGUUAUGAUUGGAACUUUGACCGGUCUGCAAUGGAUGAUAUACGAUUCCUUCAAGAUCUUUAUGGGACUGCCGACGACUGGAGGACCGUCCAACGAGCAGAAAAAGUAGAGCAAUCGUAAUUUUUGUAGUCGACGCCAGUAAAACUGUCAUUGAAUUUGAGACUUUAAUGAAUCUCCUCUCUAUCCACUUUUCUCCGUUCUCCCCACAAGUUAUCCAAGAGAUGUACCUUUCUAUUUCCAACCUUCAGCCCAUUGAAUACUACUACCCUCUGCCA
Messenger RNA from Penicilliopsis zonata CBS 506.65, 1439 nucleotides. RefSeq lists its product as hypothetical. The record is from RefSeq and is a predicted model, not a curated record. Lineage: Eukaryota; Fungi; Ascomycota; Eurotiomycetes; Eurotiales; Aspergillaceae. The transcript is spliced from 7 exons. Gene Ontology annotation, cellular component: mitochondrial inner membrane. The coding region runs from base 155 to 1273 and encodes 372 amino acids. Gene Ontology annotation, molecular function: phosphate transmembrane transporter activity. Gene Ontology annotation, biological process: mitochondrial phosphate ion transmembrane transport.